Messenger RNA from Dioscorea cayenensis subsp. rotundata (Guinea yam), 1372 nucleotides. RefSeq names its product actin-7-like. The record is from RefSeq and is a predicted model, not a curated record. The coding region runs from base 44 to 1174 and encodes 376 amino acids. Lineage: Eukaryota; Viridiplantae; Streptophyta; Magnoliopsida; Dioscoreales; Dioscoreaceae. The transcript is spliced from 4 exons.
AUGACUACUAUUGAUUGGUAUUUGGAUAGGUUUGUAGGUAAGCAUGUCAGAGGAGGACAUUCAGCCCCUUGUUUGUGAUAAUGGAACUGGAAUGGUGAAGGCUGGUUUUGCGGGAGAUGAUGCUCCAAGGGCUGUUUUUCCAAGUAUAGUUGGUCGUCCCCGCCACACUGGUGUCAUGGUUGGCAUGGGGCAGAAAGAUGCAUAUGUUGGUGAUGAGGCACAGUCCAAGAGAGGUAUCUUGACUUUGAAAUACCCAAUUGAACAUGGAAUUGUCAGCAAUUGGGAUGACAUGGAAAAGAUUUGGCACCAUACCUUUUACAAUGAACUCCGUGUAGCCCCGGAAGAACAUCCAGUUCUACUUACAGAAGCCCCUCUCAAUCCUAAGGCUAAUAGAGAGAAGAUGACACAGAUCAUGUUCGAAACUUUCAAUGUCCCAGCCAUGUAUGUUGCCAUCCAGGCUGUCCUUUCUCUUUAUGCAAGUGGUCGUACCACAGGUAUCGUCCUGGAUUCUGGUGAUGGUGUAAGCCACACUGUACCAAUCUACGAAGGAUAUGCCCUUCCACAUGCCAUUCUCAGGCUCGAUCUUGCCGGCAGAGAUUUAACUGAUGCCCUUAUGAAGAUCCUGACAGAGAGAGGUUACUCAUUCACCACGACCGCCGAACGGGAAAUUGUCCGGGACAUCAAGGAGAAGCUUGCUUAUGUGGCUCUUGACUAUGAGCAGGAGCUCGAGACUGCAAAGAGCAGUUCUUCUAUUGAGAAGAGUUAUGAAUUGCCAGAUGGCCAAGUCAUCACCAUCGGUGCUGAGCGUUUUAGAUGCCCAGAGGUUCUUUUCCAGCCAUCCCUCAUUGGUAUGGAAGCUGCUGGUAUUCAUGAGACCACCUACAAUUCUAUCAUGAAGUGCGACGUAGAUAUCAGGAAGGAUCUGUAUGGCAAUAUAGUUCUUAGCGGCGGAUCAACUAUGUUCCCUGGCAUUGCUGACCGCAUGAGCAAGGAGAUCACAGCUCUUGCACCGAGCAGCAUGAAGAUCAAAGUGGUUGCACCUCCAGAGAGGAAGUACAGUGUCUGGAUUGGAGGAUCUAUACUGGCUUCUUUGAGCACAUUCCAGCAGAUGUGGAUAUCCAAAGCAGAAUACGACGAAUCUGGCCCAGCCAUUGUCCACAGAAAGUGCUUUUAAGUUUCAGGGUUGCGUAUUCGGUUUCCAUAUUUUUCAAUUUUAUGUAUUUAUAGCAGAUUGCUUUGGCUUGCUAUGGUUUACUGCGAUGUAUGAAUUUUUUUUAUUUUCCUUGCAUGUAUUAGCCCUUGUCUUGCAUCUCUCUUUUGAAAGACUCAUUGCUGCAAUACAAAAAAUUAGCUUGUUGCUAAUAUUUUUUCA